AGAGGGGGAGAGAGAGGACUCGCGAAGGAGGCGAGAGAUGGAAAGAAGAGCGUACACGGCAUUCGGAUUCAUCCUGCUUGCCACCUUCUUCUACUUCAACUGGAUCUCUUCCGGCAGCGGUGGAGGGUUUAGGAUCCGUAUUCCGAUCCCAUGGUUGCAACCAAAGAUGGACUUCAUUGGGCGGAACGGAACUCAUUUUAUUGACGUGGAGGACGGAACACCGGUAUACGUGAACGGGUGGAACUCGUACUGGCUGAUAUCGUCUAAGCUGGAGGAGAUCUCGGAGAUGUUUCGCCGCGGACGAGCCAUGGGAAUGACAGUCUGCCGCACAUGGGCCUUCAGUGAUGGCGGUGCCAAUGCGCUUCAGAUCUCCCCGGGUCGUUUCAACGAGCGCUAUUUACAGGCACUGGAUUUUGUCAUAUAUGAUGCAAGGAGGAACAAUAUAAGGUUAAUUCUUUGUCUCGUGAAUAAUCUUAACGCAUUUGGAGGGAAGGCUCAAUACGUAAGAUGGGCACAGGCUGCUGGAGCCAAUGUGACCUCGACAGAUUCAUUCUUCUCAGACCCCAUCAUUAAGCACUACUACAAGGAUUAUGUCAAGAAAAUUUUGUCCAGAAAGAACUCAUUUAGCGGAGUUAGAUAUAAAGACGAACCUGCAAUAUUUGCUUGGGAGCUUAUGAAUGAACCUAGAUGCGUGCUGAACUCAUCCGCUCCUCUUCUUCAGGAGUGGAUUGCUGAGAUGGCUUCUUACAUCAAAAGUUUGGAUCAGAAACAUCUGGUCACAGUUGGGUUAGAAGGUUUCUAUGGACAAGGGAGAACUGAAAGAUUAGGUGCUAAUCCUGGAGAGUGGGCUUCUUCUCUUGGUUCUGAUUUCAUCCAAAACUCCGCCGAUGAGAACAUUGAUUUUGCUUCAGUUCAUGCAUAUCCUGACAGCUGGAUACCAAAAGCAAGCUUUGAGGAGAAGGUCAAGUAUCUCUCCAGCUGGGUUGAUUACCAUGUGAAUGAUAGCGAGCAUGUACUGAAAAAGCCAGUGCUUUUUGCUGAGGUUGGGUCUCGCUUAGGAGGAAAGAAAAAUGGAUCUUAUGAUAGGGAUAUCAUCCUGAAGAUAGUUUAUGAUAAGUUAUAUGAGUCUGCAAAGAAAGGCGAAGCUGGAACAGGAGCUUUGAUAUGGCAAUUGAUGAUUGAAGGAAAACAACCAUAUAAGGAUGAAUUCUCGUUAGUAGCAAGCCAACAUCCUUCAACCUACAAGCUCAUAUUGCAGCAGUCUUGCAGAUUAAGGAAAUUGUUUCGAAGAAAAGGAGAAACAAGAAGCAUUUUGUGGCCUUGUACAGAUGCCUAAUUUUGAGGGUCCCAUAUUGUUUGUCAGGUCAUGCAAUUCUGAGGAGGCUUGAGAGGAAGAAGAUGAAGUUGAUAGAGACGAUGAUCCGGAUCAUGAGUAAAAUCAUCCAAGAAUAUUGAUGAAAAUGCUCCAUAUUCUCUUAAAGGUAGAAAAGCACAUCUCUUUAUAUGCCCCAUAGAUUAUUCUCAACCAUUGUUGGACCACACCGAGAGAUAUAAAAAUAUUAAACAUAAACCAUGUUGUACCAAGUAUGUUUGUGCAUCACAAUGAAAAGAUGGUGGCAUGGGUGUCAUAUGGCUCAUAAAUGGGCAUA
Phalaenopsis equestris is the source of this 1649-nucleotide messenger RNA. RefSeq names its product mannan endo-1,4-beta-mannosidase 6-like. The coding region runs from base 38 to 1336 and encodes 432 amino acids. The transcript is spliced from 6 exons. Gene Ontology annotation, molecular function: hydrolase activity, hydrolyzing O-glycosyl compounds. The record is from RefSeq and is a predicted model, not a curated record. NCBI's taxonomy places the organism in Eukaryota, Viridiplantae, Streptophyta, Magnoliopsida, Asparagales, Orchidaceae.